AUUGCUUCACCCGGAAGUGGUGGUUCUGUCCUGUAUCUAUGCAGUGAUUUCUGAGGAGACGGCUUCUCUUACUGCGCCCAGGGUCUGGGACCGGCAUAGUCCCCAGUGUCAGAUGCCCAGGCUGUGAACCGUCUGCAGGAUAACAGAUUAUCAGGGACCAGGACCUCACAGUGACCUUGAGGAGGGGGCCCCACUGACAUAAGUCCAGGAUGACUUAUCUCCCCCUGACGAUGCCACCUGACCGUGGGGGCGGGCCCCUCUUCCGUCUGAAGUUCACUACGUUUGCGGUGGGCACGGUCUGUCUGCCGCUCUGCGGUUUUAUCUUCUGCAUCGUUUGGUCGCUGAUUUUCGACUUUGAAAAGACGACGGCCACGCACUGCGGGGUUCCUAAUUACCUGCCGUCCAUCAGCGCGGCCAUCGGAGAAGUGACCCCGCAGAGGUUGGUCUGGCGGUUCUGUAUUGGCCUCCACUCUGCCCCCCGCCUGCUCGUAGCGGUGGCGUACCUCAACUUCUACCUGGGAGGAGGCGGCUCGUACUGGAGAAGUCACAUCAACUUCCUGCUCAAUGUAUUUGAGAUCCUGUGUCUUCUCCUGCUGACCUACGUGUCCUCCAACGAGCACCAUGGGAUCCAUCAGCUGGCUUUUAUCUUCUUCAUGUUCUUCUCCCUUGGAUACAUGUUCAUAACCAUCAGGAUAUGGAGGAUAUCGAGGAAAUACUCUGUAAGUGCCGAGGAACGCCGCUCAUACACCUGGAAGAAGUGGCUCUUCAUCUUCAACCUGACGGCGUUCCUGGUCUCCCUUCUGUUCUAUUAUCGCCACAAUCUGCGCUGUGAACCUGGAGUUUACACCGUCUUUUCGUUCUUCGAGUACUUGGUCGUCUUGUCUAACAUGGGCUUUCACAUGACGGCUUGGUGGGACUUUGGCAGUAAGGAACUUCUCGUCUGCUCACUGGAGGAGGACAAGACAAUCUGAUAGCCGUGCCUUCACCGUCCUAUGUUUGUGGCGGUGGAGUCUGGGGGGUGAACUGUCACAGCGCAGUCACAUCGUGGUCAUGACAGACCUGGAAUGGUCACUUACUGUCUUUAGUGAGAUCUGCAGAACGCUCUCCACUCUCAGGAGCCGCUCCCUGCACUCCUAGACACUCAGUGUGGGAGGUGUACUAAAAUUUUGUGUGGAAUUUGACCGCCCUCUAGUGGAGAGUAUAUACCUGCAGACUGUGUGAUGUUACCACACCGCCCUCUAGUGGAGAGUAUAUACCUGCAGACUACGUGAUGAUACCACACCGCCCUCUAGUGGAGAGUAUACACCUGCAGACUGCAUGAUGUUACCACACCGCCCUCUAGUGGAGAGUAUAUACCUGCAGACUGCAUGAUGUUACCACACCGCCCUCUAGUGGAGAGUAUACACCUGCAGACUGCAUGAUGUUACCACACUGCCCUCUAGUGGAGAGUAUAUACCUGCAGACUGCAUGAUGUUACCACACCGCCCUCUAGUGGAGAGUAUAUACCUGCAGACUACGUGAUGAUACCACACCGCCCUCUAGUGGAGAGUAUAUACCUGCAGACUGCGUGAUGUUACCACACCGCCCUCUAGUGGAGAGUAUAUACCUGCAGACUGCAUGAUGUUACCACACCGCCCUCUAGUGGAGAG
This is a messenger RNA of Bufo bufo (common toad), 1649 nucleotides long. It is a transcript of the gene PGAP2, whose product is annotated as post-GPI attachment to proteins 2. Gene Ontology annotation, cellular component: endoplasmic reticulum membrane; Golgi membrane. Bases 210 to 971 code for a protein of 253 amino acids. The transcript is spliced from 8 exons. Gene Ontology annotation, biological process: GPI anchor biosynthetic process. Lineage: Eukaryota; Metazoa; Chordata; Amphibia; Anura; Bufonidae. The record is from RefSeq and is a predicted model, not a curated record.